Homarus americanus (American lobster) is the source of this 435-nucleotide messenger RNA. RefSeq names its product MOB kinase activator-like 3. Gene Ontology annotation, cellular component: nucleus; cytoplasm. The annotation marks the transcript as partial. The transcript is spliced from 5 exons. Gene Ontology annotation, biological process: signal transduction; positive regulation of protein phosphorylation. The record is from RefSeq and is a predicted model, not a curated record. Gene Ontology annotation, molecular function: protein kinase activator activity. Lineage: Eukaryota; Metazoa; Arthropoda; Malacostraca; Decapoda; Nephropidae.
AUGGCCUCGCUCGGUGGCUUCGUCGAGUUCUUCCAGAAAGGGAAAGUAAAUUCUGAUCGUACUUUCCGGCCCAAAAGGUUUGAGCCAGGAACUUUAAAAUACUCUCUACAUAAACAAGCGCAGGCAUCCUUAAGCUCUGGAAUUAACCUUAGUGUGGUUAGCCUCCCUCAGGAAGACCUAAAUGACUGGAUUGCUGUUCAUGUGGUAGAUUUCUUCAACCGAAUCAACUUAAUUUAUGGAACAGUCUGUGAGUACUGCACUGAAACUUCAUGCCCCACUAUGUGUGGAGGGCAGAAGUUUGAGUAUUUAUGGGCAGAUGGUGUCAAGUACAAGAAGCCAACUGCUCUACCAGCCACACAGUACAUAUCACUUCUUAUGGACUGGAUUGAGACACAGAUAAAUGAUGAACAUGUUUUUCCUGUCACAGUCGAUGUU